Molecule: messenger RNA, 4084 nt
Organism: Arvicola amphibius (Eurasian water vole)
Lineage: Eukaryota; Metazoa; Chordata; Mammalia; Rodentia; Cricetidae
Gene: Emilin1
Product: elastin microfibril interfacer 1
Molecular function (GO): protein binding; extracellular matrix constituent conferring elasticity
Source: RefSeq, a predicted model, not a curated record
CUGGCCCGCCCGUGGUCACUCUUGUGCCUCUCAACAGCCAAAGGGGCAAAGCUCUGUCAUCCUUAGGAUCCAGUCACCAGGGAACAGAACAGGGAGACCAGAAGAGGGGCCAGCUGGAGCCAGGGGGUGGAGGCUCAGGAAACAGUCUCUGAGAGGGGCAGGGACCAGGCACGGGAGGCCAGGGGCCCAGAGAACAGAACUCCCCUCAGAAGUGCAGAAGAGGAGAGCGGAAGGAACUGAGGGAGGGACAGACAGGAGCCCGAGGAGGAAAGAGGAGGGAGAGAGAGAGGGGUCAGGCCUAGCAGCCAAGGAGGAGGCGUGUGGGCUGGGGGCUGCAGGCAGGAAGCGGGGGGUCGGAGCUGGUUUAGCCCGCUGUCCCCUGAAGCAGGAGCAGCGGCAUCCCCUGGAGGCACAGGUCUAGGCACCAGUGGUCAAGCCGGGAUGUGUCUCUAACGGCGGCAAGGAACACCUCACCAUGGCCCCCAGCACCCUCUGGAGCUGCUAUCUCUGCUACCUGCUGACCGUAGCCACGGAGGCUGCCAGCUACCCUCCUCGAGGUUACAGCCUCUACACAGGGGGCAGUUCUGCCCUCAGUCCUGGGGGACCCCAGGCCCAGAACUCACCGCGGCCUACCAGCCGCCACAGGAACUGGUGUGCCUACGUGGUGACUCGGACAGUGAGCUGCGUCCUUGAGGAUGGAGUGGUAACCAUCGUCAAGCCAGACUAUCAGCCCUGUGGCUGGGGCCAGCCCCAGUACCGGAGCUUCCUUCGCCCUCGCUACCGGGUGGCCUACAAGACAGUGACAGACAUGGAGUGGAGGUGCUGUCAGGGGUAUGGGGGCGAUGACUGCGGAGAGGGUCCUUCUUCUGCUCUGGGCCCUGCACCCGCCACGCCACAUCCCCGGCCCAGGCCUGUUCGCCCCAACCUAUCUGGCUCCAGUGCGGGCAGCCACCUCAGUGGGCUAGGGGGAGAAGGCCCUAAGAGGGAGGACACAUGGUGUCAUUCUCAUUUCCCAGAUAAGAAACAGUUUCCAAGAAGUCAAGAGGUCUUAAGGACAAGUGGAAACGAUUCUGGGCUAAGGGCAUUCGGUGAACAGUAUUUCCUUCUUUUAUUUCUCUUGCCUGAAUCGUGCAAAGGAGAACCCCUGACUCUUGCUGGAGUUGGGGGAGCAGGACCUGGGCCCUCAGUCACCUGCUGUCCUCUGUCUCAGGUCCUGGAGAAUCAGAGAAAGUUGCAGCAGCUGGAGCAGCAGGUUCAGAGCUUGACCAAAGAGUUGCAAGGCCUUCGAGGUGUCCUGCAGGGAAUAAACGGGCGCCUGACAGAAGACGUACAGAGGGCUGUGGAGACGGCUUUUAAUGGGAGGCAGCAGCCGGCAGAUGCGGCUGCCCGUCCGGGUGUGCAUGAAACCCUCAAUGAGAUCCAGCAUCAACUGCAGCUCCUUGACAACCGUUCCUCCACCCAUGACCAGGAACUGGGCCACUUAAACAACCAUCAUAACGGAGGCACUGGGAAUGGGGUCAGGUCCCCAGCCCCUGUCCCAGUCCCUUCUGGCCUUAGUGAGGAGGUGUUGUUGCGGCAGUUGGACCGGCAGCUGCAGGAGUCUUGCUCCGUGUGCCUGGCAGGGCUGGAUGGCUUCCGCCAGCAGCAGCAAGAGGAUAGGGAGCGGCUGCGCACACUGGAGAAGCUACUUGUCCUCCCUGGAAAGCGUCGACAGCAGCACCUGGGACCUGCCAUGGCCAGGAGACCCCCAGAGAUGGGCCAGCGACUGUCAGAGCUGGAGCGGAGGCUGGAUGUGGUGGCUGGCUCAGUGACAGUGCUCAGUGGGCGUCGAGGUUCUGCUGGAGGAGCAGCUGGGCAGGGAGGCUACCCCCCAGGCUACACCAGCUUGGCCCCCUCCCGCCUUUCCCCUGAAGACCGUUCAACUCCUACCCUCGGUCCCUCGGAGGAGCAAGAGAAGGACUGGAUGGGAGGACCAGGGAGGCUGGGCCACUGGUUGCCUGACGCUUUAGGACGGCUAGAAAAGCUCGAGGCGCACAUGGCCAAUGUGAGCAGGGAGCUGGGUGGCCGCCUGGAUCUGCUGGAAGAGCAGGUGCAGAGGGCCGUGCAGGCUUGUGGACAGCUCUGCUCUAGGGGCUCUGGGGAACAGGAUUCUCGGGUCAGUGAGACCCUCAGUGCCUUGGAGCGCAGGGUGCUGGACAGCGAGGGCCAGCUACGACUGGUGGGCUCCGAUUUGCACAAAGUUGGAGCAGCAGGGGAGGCCCAGCAGGCCAUGUUGGAGGGACUGCAAGGGAUCGUGGGCCGCCUGCAGGAGCGCAUGGACGCACAGGAGGAGACCUCAGCAGAGCUCCUGCUGCUCCUCAAUCUCACAGCAGCCCGGCUCAGCCAACUAGAGGGCCUGCUGCAAGCCCGCGGGGACGAGGGCUGUGGGGCCUGUGGCGGUGUCCGGGAGGAGCUGGGCCGCCUUCGGGAUGGCGUGGAACGUUGCUCCUGCCCACUCUUACCUCCUCGGGGCCCUGGAGCUGGCCCAGGUGUUGGAGGACCAAGCCGCGGGCCUCUGGACGGCUUCAGCGUGUUCGGGGGCAGCUCGGGCUCAGCCCUCCAGGCCCUGCAGGGAGAACUCUCGGAGGUCAUCCUCACCUUCAGCUCCCUCAAUGACACACUGCAUGAGCUCCAGACCACUGUGGAGGGCCAGGGUGCCGAUCUGGCCGACCUGGGGGCCACCAAGGACAGCAUCAUCUCUGAGAUCAACAGGCUUCAGCAGGAGGCCACAGAGCACGUUACAGAGAGUGAGGAGCGCUUCCGAAGCCUGGAGGAGGGCCAGGCACAGGCAGGCCAGUGCCCUAACUUAGAAGGGCUAGGCCGUCUUGAGGGAGUCUGUGAACGACUGGAUACCGUGGCAGGGGGACUACAGGGCCUGCGUGAAGGCCUUUCUAGACAUGUGGCUGGGCUUUGGGCUGCGCUACGGGAAAACAACAGCACCAGCGUCACACAGGCAGCCCUGCUGGAGAAGCUGCUGGGGGGCCAGGCAAGCCUGGCAGACGACUUGGUGCCCUCAACAGUUUCCCUGCUACUCCUGGAAGACCGUCUGCAGCAGUUUAGCCUGAAGGACUUCACUGGGCCUUCGGGCAAGGCUGGGCCCCCUGGGCCUCCUGGGCUACAGGGGCCUCCAGGCCCUGCAGGACCCCCAGGACCUCCUGGCAAGGAUGGACAGAAGGGGCCCAUUGGACCACCAGGUCCUCAAGGUGAACAGGGAGUGGAGGGAGCUCCAGCGGCCCCGGUGCCGAGGGUGGCAUUUUCAGCUGCCCUGAGUUUACCUCGGUCCGAACCUGGCACAGUCCCUUUCGACAGAGUCCUGCUCAAUGAUGGGGGCUACUAUGACCCCGAGACAGGUGUUUUCACUGCACCGCUGUCUGGACGCUACUUGCUGAGCGCCGUACUAACUGGACACCGGCACGAGAAAGUGGAGGCAGUACUGUCGCGCUCCAACCUGGGUGUGGCCCGCAUAGACUCGGGAGGCUACGAGCCCGAGGGACUGGAGAAUAAGCCUGUGGCCGAAAGUCAGCCCAGCCCGGGUGCUCUGGGCGUCUUCAGCCUCAUCCUGCCGCUGCAGGUCGGAGACACUGUCUGCAUCGACCUGGUCAUGGGGCAGCUGGCGCACUCGGAGGAGCCGCUCACCAUCUUCAGUGGAGCCCUGCUCUACGAGGACACAGAGCUUGAACAGGUGUAGACAGGGUCGGCCAGACCACCAAAUUUAUCUACAGAGGCUGCCGGGUCACCAGGGUCGCGGCUCCCCACGAAGGCUGGGGCGGGGCAAGUCCCGGGACCACGCCCCGCUGCGGUUCAGGCAUCCAGAGUGGCCGCUCAGCACGCAGCGACUUCGUGGUCUCUGGGACCUAGGUGUCUCCUCUUGACUUUCGGCCUCACUGCCGUCCCCACCAGUGUCCUCUCCAGGACCCAGGCUGCGGAAGAGGAACCGUCCCUCGCACCCUUUGUUUCCGCAAUCCUCGGGUCCAGGGCUUUCCCGAGCCCGCACCGCCGUACUAAUCUAUUCAGGAAUAAAGACACUUAAUUUUUUUCUACAAAA